Messenger RNA from Mya arenaria, 1307 nucleotides. Its product is annotated as cephalotocin receptor 1-like. The record is from RefSeq and is a predicted model, not a curated record. Gene Ontology annotation, molecular function: peptide binding; vasopressin receptor activity. Lineage: Eukaryota; Metazoa; Mollusca; Bivalvia; Myida; Myidae. The coding region runs from base 1 to 1014 and encodes 337 amino acids. The transcript has 4 exons. Gene Ontology annotation, cellular component: membrane. Gene Ontology annotation, biological process: G protein-coupled receptor signaling pathway.
AUGAAUCUACUUCAGCUGCAGACGACUAUGAAUACAACACCUUCGAUCAUUGUCGACUGGAACGACGAGGGUCUAUAUUGGCUAACCAACGAUAAGAGCAAAAGCGCUGACCUGCAAAUGGACAAUGAAAAUGGAACUCGCAACGCCAAUCUUACAAAUACCGGAAGGAAUGAAGCGCUUGCCCAAGCAGAAAUUUGUGUGUUGGGUACAAUUUUAUGUAUGGCCUUACUGGGCAAUUUGAUGGUUAUUGUUGUUCUUAUGUACAGAAAAAGGAAAUUAAGUCGAAUGAAAAUGUUCAUAAUCCAUCUAGCGGUUGCAGAUAUUUCGGUAGCCCUAUUUCAAGUAUUGCCUCAACUUGUGAUGGAUAUAACAUUUAAAUUUGAUGGAAACAAUUUUCUUUGUAAGCUUGUAAAGUACAUGCAAGUUGGAACAAUGUAUAGCUCCACCUACGUACUUAUCAUGACCGCAUUAGACCGUUAUAUGUCCAUUUGUGAUCCGCUAAAUUCGCAGACGUGGACAACAAAGAGAAUUUGCCACGUAGUUUGGGUCAGCGUGAACGCAAAAGAGACGCAUAACGCAGUCAAGCGCAAAACACACUACAGAAAUGGGUCUUCGCAGUAUAACACCGAGGAGACGGUUACUAACCCCAGAGCUCACUCAAAGAAAAUGUCAAAGUCCAAAAUCAAGACUGUGAAACUUACACUUACAGUUGUGAUCUGCUUUAUCGUAUGUUGGGCGCCAUUCUUCAUUACACAGAUGUGGGCGGCCUUUGAUAUGAACGCACCUUACUUUACAAGUGAUUGUCUCAAGCUUCUGGCCAGUUUAAACUCUUGUACCAAUCCUUGGAUUUAUCUCGCGUUCUCCGACAAAUUCUGCAAGACAAGAAAACCAACUACAACGUCAACUGCAAACACAUACCUAUCGGACUCCUCAGAGCGGGAUCAUCUACGGUUACGGCAAUUAAAUCCGGAUAAUACGUCACUGUCCAUGUCAAGGUCAUUCAAUGACCAAUAAUUGACUAGAUUUAGACCGAUCUAUGACACUAUUGAUGCUUAAUUAUUAUAUACUGAAACCAUGCCACACAUUUUAAAGCAUGGAAAUAUAAGAUGUAAUCAUAUCGAAUCAGCAUUCGUUUGGGAAACUAUGACUUUAAACUUGGCACAUUAAACUUAAAAUACGAUGAAAUAUAUUUUGAAGUAAGUGACUGCUAGAGAAACGUAUGGUCGAGAUUUACAUUUGGUUUAGUUUGAGUUAGCUGUGAUUUGUUUUAAUCAAUUAUUGUCUAUAGUGGUGUGUUCGUUUUUGUA